Porites evermanni is the source of this 4097-nucleotide messenger RNA. NCBI's taxonomy places the organism in Eukaryota, Metazoa, Cnidaria, Anthozoa, Scleractinia, Poritidae. The record is from the annotation of a GenBank genome assembly.
AUGGAUGACUGGACAGGACUUUUUUUGAGCCCUGGUGGUGAUGCCUGCCAGGUACUGGUACUGUUAUGUUCUCUAGUGGUUCUUAACCCUUCAAGCCCCAAUAUCCACACACAAAUAAUUCUCCAAACUGAUCUCAUUGAGAGAAUUUGAUAAAAGUUCAAAGCAUAUUCAGUCUUGGACAGACAGGGUUGAAUAAUUUAUGUUCUAAAGGAGUCAGAUCAGUUGACUGUUCUGAGAUGGGGUCAUCUGUAUCUGGGGGGUAGGGGAGGGGAGAAGAGGAAACCUUUUCUCUCCCUCCUUCUUUGCUUGUUUUGCUCUUGUUCCAACUUUCAAGACAAUUUUGCAGAAAUGCUUGCUAAGCAGGCUGAUAGAGCUAACCAAUCAAUUUUUUAACACACCAGGCAGGAAAGUACCUUGCUGAGUGGGCACUGGAGAACAUAUCAACCUUUCAACAAAGGUGAUUUCUCUUUAUCGCCGUUAGAGCAAAGCAGCUUAUAUAAAUCACUCAAAAAAAUUAACAUAAGUUGUUAUACCACAAUUAUUUACACAAAAAACAUGAUCAAUCAAGGCGCAAACAUGUAUUAGGAUUAUUGUCAACUUUUGUUUCUUAUGUAAACCAAUCGCGAAGUUUUGUAAGGAAGUGUAGGAAAAUUUUGCUUGUCGAGGGUAGCAAGGGUAGGCAAGUGACCCUUCUGCAUGGGACAAUUUUUCUCGAUAUAAAGGGACUUCAGAAAACCUCUGGGGUAUAUUGUUAAGAACAAAAAAUGAAACCACACUCAUCGUCUCAGCUCUUUGGGGAGGAUCUAAGGCCCCGGACUCAGAAGAGAAGUGGAAAUUGAGCCAAGGCAUUUUGGGUCUUCCAUGAUAUAAAAUUCAAAUUCAAAGAUUCAAAGGAGAAAGAACUUGCUGUAUUUAUUUUAUGCCAAAACAUGCUCUUGGUCAAUAUCAACUACGAAAUAGUCAGCAGCCACUUGCUUGUUGAUUCACUGUUUGGUUCUCACUUACCUGACACUUAGAAAACCUAUCCUCAUGAUAAAAAAGUGUAGUUUUGUGAAUUACUGUUAGUAACCAUAAAUAAUUAUUUAAAUUGGAUAUUGUUCUUGACCUUUGCUUUCUUUUUCAUCUUGACCUGCUCCAGGAACAUCAUAGAGUUGGGAUGUGGCACUGGUCUGACAGGACUUGUCAUUUGUUCUACAAGUUCACCUUGUCGAUACAUCUUUACUGACUGCCAUGAAAGAGUUCUUGAAACUCUGCAAUGCAAUCUUGAACUGAAUGGAUAUGUUCAAACUGUUAAAUCUGGUGAUAAAGAGCAAACAUCAUUGUCUUCUUAUAGUAACAAGUUUACUGUGUGCACAAGUAAUGUAGAUGACAUUUUGGAAACAUCACAACCAGGAAAAACAAGCAUAAUUUGUGCUGGUUUAAUAAAGGACAGUAAUCAAAGAACUUUUCAUGCGCAUCCUGAGGUGGCCAACAGCUACAACAAUCACAACCUUGAAUCUGAUCUUGAAUCCCAGUCUCCUGCAUUUCCAAACUGUAAAGCAUGUGCUGUCGUUGCUGAUACAUGUAACAUUGCUAGUGAUGGUUUUGGGUUGUCUAGUAGUAAGACUGUUAACACCACAGCAUGCUAUUCAAGAAAAUCUGCUAGUUGUCUACACUUAAACAAGGAUUGUGGAAGGCACUCAGGCAGUGUUCAAGUUGAAGUUUGCAAAUUGGAAUGGGAAACUUUCACAAAGAGUGACCUUAAGACAUUUUCUGACAUUGACAUCAUUCUGGCUGCUGGUAUGCAGGCAUUGUUAUUAUAUAUAUCUACAGACCUAUCAUGAAAUAAGUAAUACCUUUGAUGUGAAGUAUAUGAAAUAAUUCAUUUUUGAACUGUGGUUGUAGAUGAAAGUGAAGAAUGAUCAUCGCAGUAAAUUUUCCAAUUUAAGCAACUGGAAAGAAGAAGCCUGAAAAAAAAAAUCAGGGCUUCAACGGAAUUCAAACCCGUGACCCAUGACCUAUGUGGAGGUCACGGGCUCGAAUUCCGUUGAAGCCCUGAUUUUUUUCAGGCUUCUUCUUUCCAAUUGCUUAAAUUGGAAAAUUUACUGCGAUGAUCAUUCUUCACUUUCAUCUACAACCGCAGUUCAAAAAUGAAUUAUUUCAUAUACUUCACAUCAUUUCACUCCUCAUGGGAGAUAUGAACUCAAUAAAUCGACCUCGCUCCCAAUGUGUCGCUUCAUAGCUCAGUUGGUAGAGCAACGCACCGGCAACGCGGAGGUCACGGGUUCGAAUCCCGUUGAAGCCCUGAUUUUUUUUCAGGCUUCUUUUUUCCAAUUUAUUAUUGCUUAAAUUGGAAAAUUUACUGCGAUGAUCAUUCUUCACUUUCUUAAUACCUUAUUGGCACUUAAUUUUGUGGGUCUUUAAUCACGCAUUUUUUGUGAUUGUAAAAGAAUCACUAAAUUUAAGAACCAUAAAUAAAAAUCAUCAUGAAAAUUUAAACAACUGAAAUUUAACAGCCAUAGAGAAAAUUCAAAUCACAGAAAAAAAAUUAUAGCAAUACAAAACAAGAACAAAAGUUUGAAAAAGUUUACACAUUAAUUUUGAAUAACUGCUCUUUACUGAAGGCAUGGCUAUUUUAAGAAUUCUGUAGAUGAGGUAGAGAGAAACCGUCAAAUUCAUCACGUUUUGUUCAUGUUACUAUAGAUUAAUCUUCUAUGAGCAGGCAUUGUCAGACUAGACUUGUGUCAGUGGCAGGGACAUCUGGAAAAAGUCUUGGUGUACUGAGUGCCCUAAACAAUGAUAAUUACAAGGGGGUGUUCGAUUCACUAUUUUAAGAGAUGCCAUCUUCUUUUCCCACAGAUGUUGUUUAUGAUGUUGAGUUAAUUCCAUCUCUUGUGAGAAACUUGCAUAUUCUUUUAAGGUUUGUUUAAUAGUUCUCAUAAAUAAUCAUUGUUGGCGGUGUAUGUCUAUCUUUGUAAUUUGUUUAUAUUAUUAUUAUAAUUUUUUUUUUUGUUUUUUUGAGAUGUUCUUGUGAUCUGUUCAUUAUCUUGUAGCACCUGGGGGGGAAAGCCUGUGGCAUACUUAGCUUCAACCAUCAGAAAUCCUCAAACAUAUGAAUUCUUUAUUACCCAACUUGGUAAGUGCUAAAUUAUUUGUGAAGAGCACUUUUCGCUUUCAUAUAGUUCAUGGGAAGAAAACAAAGGUAAUUCAACAAAAUGCCAAUAGUCAUCAUCCCUUUGAUGAUUAGACAGUGAUUUUCACCGGCUGUUAGAGUUCCCAGAAAACCUAACCUGAAAAGACAGCUGACAUUUCGCACCAACACCACUGGUUUCCCCACAAAAUAAUGCCUGAGGAACGAAUGCAGAAAUUCCAUAUUGAUGCCUUGUCAAUACCAUAUCUGGGUUAUGCUCCUGAUUGGUUGUACCAUGUUGGUAAUAUGUUUCAACCAAUCAGAGGCACUAACCAAAUCUGGGUAGUGACAUUUUGCAGUGAAAUCAGUAAUAGCAUCGCAAAAUAUCAGCUAUUUUCUCAGGCUACAUCAAACCCUGACAAUUCCCAUUUGAGACCAAAGAAAUCUUCAGUGUUGUGUUUUUCCCAUGUAUUUUUGUUCUCAUAACCAAAGACCAUGGACAGGUGUGUACGUUUUACAUACAAUUGUGUACGUUUUAUUAUGUGAAAUGUGAGUAAAGCCUGACAACAGGAAACAUGGUAAAAAAAUAAAAAGUUGCUUGAUAUUAAUAUAUUAUAAUUCAUCUCUAUUCCACAAUAGCAACAGUUGAUGGAAUUGAAUAUCAUUAUUGUUGUUUUUCUUUUCUUUUGUUUCUUCAGGUGAGCAUAACAUUUGCUGGAGUGAAGAAAGUAAGCCAAGGGAUAAAGUGUUUUACUAUGACCACAGCUGCGAAAUAAAAAUUGUUAAGCUACAAAUUUAUCCUCCUGGAGCAUAUUACAUGUAGCAUCAAGCAGGAUUGGAGUCUUCUGAGCAAUUACCAACAUAGCCUGCGUAGCUGGCGGGAUUGUUGUGCCUGGGGUUACUUUCUUGGCAGUGGAGCUGCCACAUGAAGCAAGAGCAGCAAAGCAGAAAGGGAUUUUCGCUAGCCACUAGGGAAAAAUUUGACUUG